Mytilinidion resinicola is the source of this 527-nucleotide messenger RNA. RefSeq lists its product as uncharacterized. The coding region runs from base 67 to 480 and encodes 137 amino acids. Lineage: Eukaryota; Fungi; Ascomycota; Dothideomycetes; Mytilinidiales; Mytilinidiaceae. The transcript has 5 exons. The record is from RefSeq and is a predicted model, not a curated record.
CAUGUAUAGCAACAUAGAGGAGACGAUGAGUAAACGUCUCUCCUGACUCACUUUCUUUGAGUCGCCAUGGGAGGUUCCAUCGCAGAAUCGCACACUACCUGCGUUGAUCUAUUCGCAACCUUGCUCAGCGUCAUAAAGCAGCAUCCUACAAGUUAUGCAUUACUCGAGACAGAUGUCCAAGAUGAAUUCGACAAGUAUAGUAUAUGGGCGGGAAAUGUCGGCGCUGCCUUUUCCGGACAGAACUACAGGCGUUCCUUAGACUAUCGGCUCAGAGAAGCUUCAUUUUACAAGGAGCAGGUUCUGAAACUAUUGAAGAGUCUGCAUGGAGUGAUGCAAAAAGCGGUAUCCAUUGUCAACGACGACAAAGUAUCAUUCGAUGAAUUUUUAAGUCCGAGUCCGAAUCCAACACGCUUGCCGAGGGCCAGAGUUUGGAGGACUCUCCAUGGGAAAUAUCCUCCAACUCGGAGGCAGAGGAGAUAGGGACUGUAAAUGAGGAUGGAGGUGAAACAAUGCAUUGAACGAGAACU